UACAAUAGGUUUCCAUUGUUUAUCUGGCAAUCGGUUCAGACAACUACCAGUGCCCGAUCAAUGUCUGCCCUAAAAAUACCACUCAAUCGGUAUCCGUGUCUUAGAUCGGCGGCGCUUACGGACAACAACAAUGGAAACACCAUCGAUAAUGGUCUGGAUAUGAUUGACCUAAAAAAACGUUGCAUCAAAUCGAUAGCUUAUGUCAUACGGCCUACAAUUAAAGACAAUUGUAUUGUUAGCGGUACGGGAACCGGUGUUUUUGUUGUCGACAAUCGUCUACUGUUGACCUGCUAUCAUGUGGUCAAACAUAGGCCAGUAGUUUGGGUUCAAUGUGUGGCAAUGUAUUGGAAUCAGUUAGUAAUGACUACACCCUUGAUUGAGGCCGACGUCGUGUACGUCGAGCCGCACUGGGAUCUGGCAUUAGUCAGACUCCAUGAGCUGCCAUCACAACCGUAUAAAAUGUUGACCACAAUGCCGAUGACUACCAGUCCAGAGAGUACCGAUUUUGGCGCACCCGUAGCCAUGCUUGGACACGGCAAUAGUAUACUGUUUACAUUACACCCGGGUAUGAUUACUACACCCCGGGUACCCCAACACAAUCUGAUACCAGCUAAACACGAUGCUAGUAGUGUAGCAUAUUUUUCGGAAUUACCGGUCAUAACACACGAUACUAUAGUUGCGGCCGGUUUUUCCGGAUGUCCUCUAAUCGAUACCGAUGGCCGAUUGUCGGGUUUGCUUUGGGGUGGUAUCCUAGAAUGUGGACAGGUAGCUCUAGCUGUCGACUAUAAAAUAUUGACAGAGUUUAUAACUAAAGCACUGACUUAUGAAAGAGAUGGACUAAAACAAAUAAGUUAUGGGGAACGGUAUGUAUUGGACAAUAGGGACAGCGACAAGCGAUUAUUGGGUUUGAUUUUCUCUACACAACCAUUUUCGGGUAGUUUUACUGUCCGAUCGGUUUUGCCCACAGUUUUAGAUGAAACAAAAAGUAUUAUCGGCUCACGUGUUACCAAAGUUUUUGAACACGUGUUCAACAAUAUUGACGUCAUCCGAUCGGCUAUCGGUAGUAAUCGGGUAAUAAAAUUGUCGAUUGGAUUACCCACUGAUGAUGACAAUAGUAGUGGUGGUGGUAGUCAAGGGACGACAGUUAUAAAUGACAGCAUCAGCUCUAUUAACAUCAAUACUAUAGCACCCGUCGAUAACCAUGGCUUUAGGAUUAAACCAUUAGUUUUUUGA
Oppia nitens is the source of this 1233-nucleotide messenger RNA. RefSeq lists its product as uncharacterized. The record is from RefSeq and is a predicted model, not a curated record. Bases 61 to 1233 code for a protein of 390 amino acids. The transcript has 3 exons. NCBI's taxonomy places the organism in Eukaryota, Metazoa, Arthropoda, Arachnida, Sarcoptiformes, Oppiidae.